CGAACGUUGGACGUGCCUUGAGUUGUAACACUGCAAGCCACUUUUGGGUUGAGGGGGACGCGCGUUGCCCACUCAUUGAUUGCGUUCAUCAUUCUUUGUACUAUCGUGCUAAUACGUUUGGUUGCGAUGCAGUCGUUACAACUAACUCCCUUCCUCAAUACUACCGUACUGUGGUAAUUUGAGUGGCGACUACUGGUUCCCGACUCGACACGCCUUCGCCACCACGCUCGCUACAGUACCCAACCACCACAAUGGCUUCGUCUGGCUUCACCGGCCUCGCACGGCGCAAUACCAACAAACGAGCACCUCUCAGCCAUACGAUUGCGACACUUCUCGUCGUAUUACUAGUCCUCAUAACCAUCGCCUUACUACUCACCGCGAGCCUGCUCCUGAUGCGCUACCGCCGACGGCGAUCACAAAGACAGCAAUCAUCAUCACUCCACUGCGGCGACGACGAAAAGCGCACCUCAACCUCCUCCACCUCAUCCCACCACCGUCGCGUCAUGGUCAGACCCUCCGAAUCCACCAUCGUGUACCAAGAAAAGCAACGCCUCAUCGAAGACUCUUCCGCUCCGCCAUCCCCCUCCGCCGAAAUCCCGGAGAUCCGACUCACGUUCCCCGAAGAAUACGACGAAGCUGGCAAGCGACAAUCGGGUCGCGUGGUCGUCGUGCACGUCGGCGAGACGAGCGUGGGGCUCGAGCCGGCGGCCGAGAAGCUGCCGGCGUAUGGGGAGGAUGCGCGCUUUCAGUCGUUAGAUCUGGAGAGGAUUGGUGGGCUUGUGGAGAAUAAGGCGCCGGGUACGCCUGCCCGACUUGCUUCGUAAGGGAGUCGACUACUCGGAGGACAUAAAAAGAGAUCUGGUUUACGACCCGUAAUGAGACUCGAUUCCCUUCCGUUCUGUCGCCCACCUCUUCAACUACCGGCAUCACCACUGGCUGGAUUAAUUACGCCGCGGUCUGGUCGCCCCCUUUUUUUUUUCUUCAAGCGAUACACCGAGUCAAGGAUGACCGACUCACGCAUUGCAUAUACGGCGCAUUUUCAAACCAUCAUCGGUACUGUUUUUCCCGCGGGGUCGGACGAGAGCCGUCGCUCCGUUCUUAUCAAAGUCCCGUAACGGGUCACAGGGGAGUUUUGAGAGAGUAACAGACCAGAAUGUCUGAGAUCUAGCAUGGCGCUGAGGAGGUCCACUGUUUAUCAGACUGUGGUGUAUGGGUAUCAUCGUAACUUUAGUGUCUAUAUAUCUCGUACCACAGUCUGCAAGCCUGAGCCUGAG
Baudoinia panamericana UAMH 10762 is the source of this 1274-nucleotide messenger RNA. RefSeq lists its product as uncharacterized. The coding region runs from base 252 to 824 and encodes 190 amino acids. The record is from RefSeq and is a predicted model, not a curated record. The transcript has a single exon. NCBI's taxonomy places the organism in Eukaryota, Fungi, Ascomycota, Dothideomycetes, Mycosphaerellales, Teratosphaeriaceae.